AGUCUUCAUCAAAUGGGGUAAACCGAAGAGGAUAAGGCCAUACACCCCUCCUCACUAUUUAACGAUCGUCCAAUCCUUCAAUCUUCAACGCGCUUUUUCUCUCUCUAGACUUACUCUCUCUCUCUCUCUCUCUCGCUAUUUUCUUUUUAACAUAAUUCUCUCUCUCUCUCUCUCAUGGAUCCUUUUUCGCUCCUCGAAAAGUUGCAGGUCUUCGACGUCCAUGGCCGCGAUAAACGCGGCAGGAAGAUACUGAGAAUCACUGGGAAACUUUUUCCUGCCACUCUGGUAUCUGCGGAAACCCUAAAGAAGUUCUUGGCCGAGAGGGUUUUCCCCAAAUUAGAGGAUGGUCCCUUUUGUGUUGUGUAUUUUCAUACCAGAGUUCAGAGAUGUGAUAAUUUUCCCGGCUUCUCUUCUCUCCGUUCUGUGUAUGAGUUCAUACCGGCUGCCAUUAAAGACAACCUCGAAUCCGUUUAUUUUGUUCAUCCAGGCCUUCAGGCCAGGCUUUUCUUGGCCACCUUCGGUCGGUUCUUGUUUAGUGGAGGGUUCAUUGAGAAGGUGAAGUACGUAAACAGGCUGGAGUUUUUGUGGGAACACAUAAGGAGAGGGGUAUUAUCGGAAAUCCCCGAUUUCAUUCACGAACACGACGACGCCUUGGAGCACAGGCCCCUCAUGGACUACGGUUUGGAAGUGGACCACAGAAGGCUCCAUGACGUGCCUGCCAUAGACUCGAGUGCGUCCUGCCUGUACUCCCUCAGGUGUAACUCAUAACAGUGCUCCGACUGUCCUCCCUGGAUUCAUUUCAGAGGGCCGUUCAUGGACUUGAAACUUUUUCUCUCUACCUCUUUUUCUUGGCUACUUUUUUCUUUUGUGUUUUCCUUUCCUGUAAAUUUGAGGGCCUCCUUGAAAAAGGAGGCCUCUCUUUCAACUUCACGCUUCUUUAACACUGAUACUAAUUGUAGAAUCCAGUUUUGAAUCACACUGAUGUAAGAUUUCUGGUAGAAUCCGGUUUAGUCAAGCGAUAUACACAAUGUUUUGUGUCUUGGACUCCGGAGAGAGGUCGGAGGUAACGUGCAAACUGAGAAGUUAGACCCCGAAUGGGCAGGGUGAGUAUGGGCCAUCCUAAAAUCUGGUUUCGGUGGGCGAAUCUGAAUGAUCAUAUCUCCUGUUGAAAAAAUCGAAUAAAGAAGAAAAUAAAAGGGUGUGAAGUGGGAA
Messenger RNA from Amborella trichopoda, 1212 nucleotides. RefSeq names its product SEC14 cytosolic factor family protein / phosphoglyceride transfer family protein. NCBI's taxonomy places the organism in Eukaryota, Viridiplantae, Streptophyta, Magnoliopsida, Amborellales, Amborellaceae. The record is from RefSeq and is a predicted model, not a curated record.